AUGAUUUUUUGGAGUUCGACUUAUGAAAAGGCAUGGAAUCGAGUUUUCAAGUAUAUCGUCGUCUUUGUCAUCAUAUUACCUAUUCCCUUCACAUGGACUAUUCUCGUCAGUUCAACUUAUUACAUCCACACGGAAUCACUCGACUGCUAUACGAUUUCCACAAGUGUUAAUCGUGAAUUCCUCUACAACCAACUGUUACCAUAUUUUGCUAUUGUCACUAUCACUACAGCCAUUAUCAAUAUUGCAUCGUUCUAUCGUUUAUCUUGCAUGACCUACAAGAUAUCAGUAGCUGAAAGAAAUUUACUUUUUGUCAGUGGAUCUCUAUUUUUGGUUCAGUUGGUAGCUGAUGUGAAUACGACUAUCAAUCGUCUUGUUGUCAAUGACAACAAUAAGAACAGUUUAUGGUCACAAAUUGCAGUUACUCUCCUUCCGUAUGUCAGUGAUGGAUUGACCCUCAUUCAUCCAUGGUUGUUCUUGGCUUUCAGUACUAAAGCUCGACGAUGUUUCAUGCUGAUGUACUUUCCGAAACAUGCCAAGAUAGGAAAUGCAACGACCAAUAACUCAACUCAUUUCGUUUCAAUAACACGAAGAAGUCAGGCUCAAUUCAAUACAAGCAAGCUUUGA
Molecule: messenger RNA, 624 nt
Organism: Caenorhabditis remanei
Lineage: Eukaryota; Metazoa; Nematoda; Chromadorea; Rhabditida; Rhabditidae
Exons: 5
Coding region: 1-624 (207 amino acids)
Biological process (GO): sensory perception of chemical stimulus
Cellular component (GO): membrane
Molecular function (GO): transmembrane signaling receptor activity
Source: RefSeq, a predicted model, not a curated record